GACUGUGUGGCCGAGCCAGAAGAAGACUCCCUCCCACACCGAGACGAGAAGGAGCAACUGGAAGCAGGAUCAGUUCAAACCACUUCGAGUCACUCGAGCGAACUGACUGUGUAUUUUGCGCCUAUUCGAAUCGCUCUCUCUUACUCUCGGCACACGUUUUUUCUCUCGCGCGGAGAAGAGAAAAAAAAAAAGAUUUUCUAAACAAACCAAAGGUGUUUUUGUGUGAUGUUGACAAAGUUCGGUGAUGAAGUUCAGUUACUGAAAGAAAGUGAAUUUUUUUAUUAAAAGUGGGAAGUUUUGUUACAUUGGAUUAAAAAUAUAUUAUUAUCAAAUGAAAACAGUGUUGAGUGCAAAUAUGUUCUUCUAGAUGGAACGAGAAUUGUGGAAAAAGGUACCGAGUACAUCGAGUACCUAACCGCAAGGAACUUAUUGUGAUUAUGUGUACGACGGAAAUGACGGAAACGUUCACAAUGUCACCGUCGACAGCUUCUUCCAGUGGCACAACCACUGGGUGUCUAGGAUCGCCGAGUAAUCAUCAUCAUCAUAGGACAACCUCGAGAAAUUCACCAAAUCGACCCGAAGUGCAUGAUGACGAUGACGAGAUAUCGGUGGGUUGUCCGAGUCCUCUGCCACUUGUGGUGGUGACGCCUAAUGAUGACGAGGAGAGACUGAGUUCCUCGCGAGAGGAAUAUAGCGAGAGACUGAGUCCAAGGAGUUAUCAGGAUACAAUCGACGAUGACGACAGGUACUCCAGGGACGAUGAUCAUUACAGAAUUCGCGAUAGAAGAAUUUCCGGUUCGCGAAUUAUGGGUAGUGAUGUGACAUCAUUGAGGGACAUUGAUGAAGAGACUGAGGAGGAUGGUAGAAAGAGGAAUGGUAAUGGUACCACGGGCGGUGGUGAAGAUUAUUUUAAGCCUCUAAAACGACUGAAAAUGGUGCCGAUUCAACAGUCGGACGAGGAGGACGAGCGUGAGAGGGAAACGAAUGAACGUGGAGUCAAGUCUUUCAGUAUUCUCGACAUUUUGUCUCAUAGACCAAAGGCUAAAAUUGUGAGACCCUGGGAUACGGCGGAGUCGAAUUUAAAUCAUCAUCGACAUUCGCAUCAUCAUCAUAAUCAUCAUCACAAUCAUCAUCAUCAUGCGCCACACACGGGACCUAGAGAUCUUUCCUUAAUGGGAAUGUCAUUGGCCUCUAUUUCCGGAUCCAUUAGCGAACCACCACUAAGUAGUUCGUCUUCAUCCGGUAGGAGUUCUGUUUCCGAUUCGGGAAGUCCUGAUCCUUUGGUGCAUCAUCAUCAUCAUCACAGUAUUCAUCAUGGCUUACAUCCCGGUUUACAUCAUCCGGCGAUGCAGCAGCAAUUUAAACGGAAAGCAUCCCAGCAACACAAUUCGCAAAGUGGACAGAAUGGAAAACGACAACCCGGACAGGGAAGUCCUCUUGAUGCUCUCUUCCAAAUGACGAGCAAAACUUUCGACGCUGGCGAGCACAGUCAAGAGCAAGCCAAUCAUUUGAACCUCUUCAACAAUCGACAGCAACCGAAGAAGAAGCGAAAGAGUCGAACGGCAUUCACGAAUCAACAAAUUUUUGAAUUAGAAAAGAGAUUUUUGUAUCAGAAAUAUUUGAGUCCAGCUGACAGAGACGAAAUUGCCGCGCAAUUGGGACUAAGUAAUGCUCAGGUGAUCACGUGGUUUCAAAAUCGACGAGCGAAAUUGAAAAGGGACAUGGAGGAACUGAAGAAAGAUGUGCAGACUGUGAAUCCUCUUAUUGUGGCUCAACACCACAAGACUUUUCUUGAAAAUGUUCAGGAUCUCGGGAUAUUGAAGAAGAGGCCACUACCAAAUUCGAUGGAAGAAAAACUAUAGAGCAUUUGUUUUUCCUAUCACUAUUCAAAACGAAAAAAUAAGAAAUAAAAAUUAAAAAAAAGGAAAAAAAAAUAAAUUGAAUACCAAAUUUGUGACCGAAAAAGAAAGCGCGAUGAUUUCUUUCAAUAUUUGCAAAAUUAUUUCAAGAAGCUUUGUAUAUUGGGAAAGAAAUAAUAUAUUCUUCCCUGUGACCAAAAAAUAUUUCCUUUUCGAAGAAAUCUUUUAACAAAUCUUCCCAUUUUCGAAGAUAUUUUUGUUUUGCUUCCCUCAGUAUUUCUUUUUCAAAAAAUCUCCCAACGAAUCUUACUUUUUUUGAACAUGUUUUUUUUGCUUCUCCGUGACGAAAAAAAUAUUUCUUUCUCAAAAAUUUCUUUGAAAAAUCUCCCCAUUUGUCGAAAAUAAUUUUAUUUUGCGAAUUCUUAAUCGAUAGGAACGGAAAAUAAAUUUUUAAAGAAAAAAUAAAACAAAUAAAUAGUUAAAUAAGAAUAAAAAAAUAGAAGAAGAAUAAAUUUUUCGAUAUUAAUUUUUUCAAACAGAAAAUUUUACUAAAAUUCAAAACAAAAAAUUGUAUUUUAAUCAAAUAUUUCUAAUCGACAUUAAAAAUCUUCGGAAAAAAAGAAUUGUUAUUAAUCGAUUUAGGUAAAAAUAUCUCGUAUAAAAGUUUAUGUAUAUCUUAUUGUCUGUAAAUUUGUAAGAUCUCAGUGAAUUAUUAUAAAUGUAAAGAUUUUUAUAUUGUGCGACUGUCUCACAACGAAUUUGUGGGAAUAAUCAAAUAAACACUGAAAUUACAUGUUAUUCUUAAUUUAACAGUUUGAAUUUGAAUUUGAAUCCCUCCACUUUAAAAAUAUUUCAAUUUAAUAAUUUAUAAUAAAUAAUAAUUAUUUAAUGAAUAUAAUAAUAAAUAAUUGAAAA
Molecule: messenger RNA, 2774 nt
Organism: Leptopilina heterotoma
Lineage: Eukaryota; Metazoa; Arthropoda; Insecta; Hymenoptera; Figitidae
Product: lateral signaling target protein 2 homolog
Exons: 2
Coding region: 438-1862 (474 amino acids)
Biological process (GO): regulation of DNA-templated transcription
Molecular function (GO): DNA binding; DNA-binding transcription factor activity, RNA polymerase II-specific
Source: RefSeq, a predicted model, not a curated record